Messenger RNA from Phytophthora sojae, 957 nucleotides. RefSeq lists its product as hypothetical. NCBI's taxonomy places the organism in Eukaryota, Oomycota, Peronosporomycetes, Peronosporales, Peronosporaceae. The record is from RefSeq and is a predicted model, not a curated record. The coding region runs from base 1 to 957 and encodes 318 amino acids. The transcript has 4 exons.
AUGGACCUGCUCGACGACGACGACUUCGAGAGCACCAUGAUGCUGCUGGACAACCCCGGGUCCGUGACAUCUUCCCCGACAUCGGCUCUCCGAAGAGAAGGCCCGGACAACCUGGAGUUGAGCCUGACUGGCACGGAGUCUCCCCUGGCCACCAUCGCUCAACACUCUCUGAAUGCUGGGUCGGCUAAUUCCGUUGGAAUGAACUCGUGUCUUUCACCCGACCUAAAAAUCCGGGUCAGCGGCCGAAUACCCGUCCCUGGCGACGUGUGCAUCAAACAAGAGAGCGAGAUGCCCGACUUUUCGCCGGUCAUGGACGCUUUCCUACGCGAGUCGUGGGAUGACAUCAUUGACCCGGGUACAAGAUCUGCGCGGUCGUCGUUCAAGUCGAUGAGCAGUUGUCCGAGCCCGUUCACGAUUUCAACUAACCCUGCACAUGUCAACCCGUUGCCAUUAAACUUCCUACUCCCCAACCCGUCGCCACUAGGAGGCCAGGCGUUGGCUAAAGGUAUGAUGCCAUACCUUGCCCCAUCGUUGCCGCUACCCCCUGCAACGUACCGCGCAGUCUCAAAUGCGUCCACAUCUUCGACAGUGUCGUCGGCUUCGUCCACAAAGUCGAAAGGGACACGACGAGCGAAGUUGUGUUCUAACAACCGGUGCAAGACUCACGGUGGUGGCGCUCGAUGCCAAGUGGAGGGCUGCGAUAAGAGCUCGCAAGGUGGAGGCCUGUGCCGUGCACAUGGAGGUUGCAAGAAGUGUCGCGUGCCAGGCUGCUCAAAGGGAACACAACGCCUUGGUCUUUGCUAUCUGCACGGUGGUAUCCGACGUUGUAUCAUGGAAGGCUGCAAGAAGAAGGACCGUGGCAACGGCUACUGCAUCUCUCACGGUGGCGGCCGGCGGUGCGAGGCUGAGAAUUGCAACCGCUCCAUCAGCCGAGUGCGGGGGCUCACGUCGUCGUAA